GCUUCGUUCUCUCUCAUUAAACCCUUUCUCUGUUUCUUUUUCCACAGCCGCCGCCUUGGCCAUGCUUUGCCGCCUGAGAAUGUCACUGCCACCACUAAGGCGGCUCAUCAGUGUCAGAAGAGCCUACGGAUCAAGCGCUGCGGCUCAGCUCCAGUACGACUACGACUACGACUACGAAGAAGACGAAAGCGAAUUGUAUCGUGAUGGCAAUAGGUCGAUGGAAGACUCUGAGGAAUCGGUAUCGGGGAGGGGAGUGCAUUGGGUGAUAAUAGGGGAUCCAAUGGUGAAGAGGCACGAGUACGCCGAGAGGCUGUCGAAGCUUCUUGAAGUUCCCCACAUUUCCAUGGGCGCCCUGGUUCGUCAAGAACUCCACCCUCGCUCUUCUCUCUACAAAGAGAUUGCAAAUGCUGUGAACCAAGGGAAGCUUGUUCCAGAAGAUGUCAUAUUUGGCCUGUUGUCAAAGAGGCUGGAAGACGGAUACUACAGGGGCGAAACUGGGUUCAUAUUGCAUGGAAUUCCUCGAACAAGGGUCCAAGCUGAGGUCCUCGACCAAAUUGCUGACAUAGAUCUAGUUGUCAAUUUCAAAUGCUCAGAAGAUUGCUUGGUGAAACAGCAUUUGGGAAGUGGAGUUCAUUCUCCUUCUCAAGAUUUUCUUAGCAUGGGCAGCUCUGGACCAAAUUUAAAUAUUCCGUCACACGACAAUAAGACCAAAGAUUCUAGUGUCGAAAUAGAAGCUGUCUUGAAAGAGAAACUCCGUUUAUAUGCGGAGCAGAGGAAGCCAUUAGAAGACUACUACAGGAAACAGGAAAAGCUUCUCGACUUUUCAGUGGCUGGUGCACCUGGAGAAACCUGGCAAGGUCUUUUGGCCGCGUUGCAUCUUCAGCAUAUGAGUGCUGUCAGUUGUUCACAGAAGUUGACUGCAUGAUCUGGCUGCACUGAUCCCCCCAUUUACCUUAUCUUCAUUCUUAUUCCGGCAUCAUAUAGUAAAUACAAAGAAAAUGAGUGUAAUAGAGUUAGCUGCAGUUUUGCAUCUCCCAUUUGAUUUUGAUAAAUUUUUGUUUGCCGUGAUAAACUUUGACAAAAUGAGUGAGUAAUGUAGUUUCUGUGGGAAGAUGAGAAGCAGAUGAGAAGAAUUGAGGCAUGUUUUGGCAUUAUUUGA
Messenger RNA from Ilex paraguariensis (yerba mate), 1159 nucleotides. The record is from the annotation of a GenBank genome assembly. NCBI's taxonomy places the organism in Eukaryota, Viridiplantae, Streptophyta, Magnoliopsida, Aquifoliales, Aquifoliaceae.